AUGGCUACCGACAAGGCAGUAACCCAGAAACUGGUCGAGGAAUCCUCGAGACAGUCCUAUACUGAACCACCGCUGAGCGAAACCUCCCUCAAAAAGGGCGCACAGGUGGACUCGCAGCCCUAUGAAGAGUCUAUAGGCUCCCACGUAAACAACCCCUUUGCCGAUCCCGAAGUGGCGGAGCGAUAUAGACUGCUCUACGAGAAGGCGCAGUACGAAUGCCGCCAUGUGUUCGAUCCCAGCAUGACCUGGACGCCAGAGGAGGAGAAGAAGCUGGUGCGCAAGCUGGACUGGCAUGUUUGUCUAUGGGCGUGUGUGAUGUUCUUUGGACUGCAGGUUGACCGAGGAAACCUCGUGCAAGCCGUCUCGGAUAACCUGCUGGAUGACCUCAAUCUGACCACGAAUGACUACAACACGGGCAACACAGUCUUUUAUGUCUCUUUCCUCCUCGCUGAAUUGCCCUCCCAGCUUAUCUCGAAGAAGCUCGGACCGGACCGCUGGAUUCCCAUCCAGAUGACCCUGUGGUCCAUUGUCGCGGCGGCGCAGUGCGCUCUGACUGGAAAGAGUUCGUUCCUUGCUACUCGUGCGCUGUUGGGUAUUCUAGAGGGGGGGUUCAUCCCUGACAUUGUGCUCUGGCUCUCGUAUUUCUAUACCGGGCGUGAGCUCCCUACUCGCUUAAGUAUCUUUUGGACUGCUCUUUCUGUUACGACGAUUAUCACAUCCUUCAUGGCAUUUGGCCUGCUCCAUAUGCGCGGCGUACUCGGCUGGGCUGGAUGGAGAUGGCUCUUCCUCAUCGAAGGUCUCAUCACGCUCCUUGUCGGCCUCACCUCCUUCUUCAAGAUGCCCGCGUCAGCCGUCGACACGAAGAAAUGGUUCCGACCCAAGGGCUGGUUCACCGAUCGCGAGGUCCGCAUCGUGGUGAACCGAGUCCUCCGCGAUGAUCCCUCAAAGGGCGACAUGCAUAACCGCCAACCCAUCACCCCGCGCAUCCUCUGGAACACCCUCUGCGACUACGACCUCUGGCCCAUCUACCUCCUCGGCCUGAUCAUCUUCACCCCCAUCGUUCCCGUCUCCUCAUACAUCACCCUCACGCUCCGUGGCCUCGGCUUUAGCACUUUCACAACAAACCUCCUCACCAUCCCCGCCAGCGUCGGCCACAUCAUCAUGCUCCUCGCCCUCACCCGCCUCAGCACCUACCUCAACGAACGCACCUUCGUCGCCAGCCUCCAAAGCAUCUGGACCCUCCCCUGCGUCAUAGCCCUGCGCUUCUGGUCCGGCACGAUGACAAGCCCCUGGGGCACCUACGCGGUCGUCACGGUCAUGCUGUGCUAUCCGUACUGCCACGCGAUCCUGGUCGGCUGGACGUCGAAGAAUGCGAAUAAUGUGGCGACGAGGUCGGUGUCGGCGGCGAUCUAUAACAUGUGUGUACAGCUCGGCAGCAUUAUCGGAAAUAAUGUGUACAGGACGGAUGAUAAGCCGGCGUACCGGCGGGGCAACUCGGUGUUGCUGGCGCUGAAUUUGCUGGCGGUGGUGUUGUUUGGGGCGACAAAGGCGUACUAUGUGCUCCGGAAUCGACAUCGGGAUCGGGUGUGGGCUGGGAUGACGGAGGAGGAGCGACAGGACUAUGUGCACCACAGCAAGGAUACGGGGAGUAAAAGGCUGGAUUUCCGAUUCGCGCAUUAA
This is a messenger RNA of Aspergillus clavatus NRRL 1, 1680 nucleotides long. RefSeq names its product putative MFS transporter. Gene Ontology annotation, cellular component: membrane. Gene Ontology annotation, molecular function: transmembrane transporter activity. Lineage: Eukaryota; Fungi; Ascomycota; Eurotiomycetes; Eurotiales; Aspergillaceae. The transcript is spliced from 10 exons. Gene Ontology annotation, biological process: transmembrane transport. Bases 1 to 1680 code for a protein of 559 amino acids. The record is from RefSeq and is a predicted model, not a curated record.